AUGCCCAAAUAUACAGCGAGAAAAGGAACUCAUCAAACGAAAGAGGUCAUGGAAAUGGGGACUUGUUUUGAUGACGUCACUGUGCAUAGGUUGUUGGUGCAUUGUGGCAUUCGCAGCCACAUACUUCUGCUAAACACCUUCACCGUUUUUACACGAUGUUAUGUGAUUAUUGGUUGUUGUGUAGCCUUUGAUACAGGAUUAAGUGUAAUCUAUGGUAAUCAAUGGUCUAUGUCAUUAAGCCGACCAGUAUGGGCUGUAGCUCUUGGCUGGAUGAUAAUAGUAUGUGUAACAGGAUACGGAGAUUCCUUAGAUAUUUCCGUACACAUUGAUUUUAUUGUUAUUCUACUACAAAGUAUUGCCCAGAGAAAAUAUGGUUUAGACAAGUAUAAGUACACGGCGUCUAUAAAGGUGGACUUUGAAGUAUUUGACCUUGGUGGAGGAACUUGCUUGCACGACUACUUGGAAAUAAGACACGGUACUUCUGAAUCAAGUGAUUUAUUUGGUGUUUACUGUGGUGGUAUCGGUAGGCAACCACCCCCAGUUAUUUUGACUGGUGAGACAGAUGGACUUUACAUGGAAUUCAAGUCAUCUGAUGAGCUGACAACACGUAACAGGGGAUUUAAGGCUUUAUACAAAAUGUCGGAAUAUAUACCCAUAUCUGGUGUAACUGUAUAUCCCACGCCGAUCACAGGCCAAUGUGGCGGAGUAUACAAUUUACCAGAAACACGCUUCGAUGGAUUCGGUUCUCCUUAUCAUCCGGGUCUCUACCCACCAAAGUCGAAUUGCAUAUAUUAUAUUCAAGCUCCUGAAGACCACAAUAUUGAGCUGGUAUUCACUGCGUUUGAGCUCGAAGCAGACAGUGACUGUAAGUCCGAUUCCGUGGUUAUCGAAGACGAUGAAGACGGUAUAUUUGCAUUACGAUUGGUCGGUAUAUACUGUGGGAGUUUCAACAAUGGCACUGGCUACCCACCACCAACACUAGUACGCACUACUUCCAGCAACUGGGCCAAAGUUACAUUCACGUCGAAUAAUUUGGAUCAAUUCACUGGUUUCUACGCACAAUUUUGGGAAGUCAACGAAUCAAAGGAGAUAGAGCAGACGACAAUAUCGAUUUGUAAUGAUAUUCGUAGAAUUGUUACUGACAGAGGUGGGUUAAUUGUGUCACAUUCUGGUUAUGAUGACGAUGAAAAUUACCCAAAUGAAGACAACUUAUGUGUAAUGAGAAUACAGAGUGACCCACAACUCAAUGAAAUGAUUCACAUUGACAUCGAGUCACUUGACCUCAGACCGUCGUUGUCCGACGACUGUGACCCAGAAUACGAUGAUUCGCUUGUCAUCUAUGAUCCAGUAACCGGGCUAACUUAUGCAACACUAUGUUCGGGUAGCAGUGGUAAUUUCCAGUCGUCUGAUGGCGCAUUAGAUAUUUAUUUUUACACGCAUUUCCACGAAGAUGGAGGGAAUUAUGAAGGUUUCAAAAUAGUGUACGCUGCUUACGCCAGGACAAUAGAAUUCUGCGGUAUAAACGACUUUAAUUGUAAACGAGACGAAUGGUGCAUUGCUGCAUAUUUAGAAUGCGAUGAAUAUGAACAUUGUCGUGAUGGCAGCGAUGAGUGGAACUGUAAAG
Saccoglossus kowalevskii is the source of this 1624-nucleotide messenger RNA. Its product is annotated as deleted in malignant brain tumors 1 protein-like. The record is from RefSeq and is a predicted model, not a curated record. Lineage: Eukaryota; Metazoa; Hemichordata; Enteropneusta; Harrimaniidae.